CCCGUCUUUUGUUCCUUUCCUCUUUCUCCCAACCUUCCCUCCUCUCCACGUUCUUAACAUUCCAUUCUCUCCCUCGUGCACGCCCAGUAAUCACAAACGCACGCCAACAAUAAUAACCCUUUACCUCUUCAAAUUCCCUUACUCCACAUAUCACAAUGCGUUUCUUCGCUGUCAUCGCUCUCCUCGCCUCUGUCGCUGUCGCCAGACCGGCUGAGAAUGGCGCCCUGAGCGCCCUCAACGUCCAGGUUAUGUGCCUUGGACGCGACGACGGCCUUUGCGUUGGCGGUAACAUCACGGCCGCCGGAAACAGCUGCUGCCCUCCUCUCGUCUGCGGUUCUGACCGGUCUGCCACGUUGACCAUCAAGGAAUACUCUAUAAGCUGUGAAGAUACAUAA
Aspergillus costaricaensis CBS 115574 is the source of this 395-nucleotide messenger RNA. RefSeq lists its product as uncharacterized. The record is from RefSeq and is a predicted model, not a curated record. NCBI's taxonomy places the organism in Eukaryota, Fungi, Ascomycota, Eurotiomycetes, Eurotiales, Aspergillaceae. The transcript has 4 exons. Bases 156 to 395 code for a protein of 79 amino acids.